CAAAAUAAACAAAACAAAAUUAACAAAAAAUAAAGCACACAACUGUAACUAAUUCUUUACUGUGCUCAGUAGCUUAGAAGCUAUUAUAAUAAUCUUGCAAAUAAUUAUAAAAGAAAGGCUUGUAGUUGUUUAAACAAUGGCACACCAAAUUGACACGAUCAACCGCCUAAUAACAAUAAAAAAGAAUAAAAUGGAUGGAGAAGAGGAGCUAUAUAAACUACAAAAGCACAAAAACAAAAAACUUAGCAAUGUUGCAGUGGAGUUGCUAAAUGGCAUUGAGGAACAGCGAGGAAAAUAUACCAAAAUACAAAAACGGGUAGCCGAAAUAAACGAUUAUGUCGAGGGAUCAAUGGAAAUUAUUGAUAACAUAAAUGAGCACGUGACAGCAAUUAAGCAAAACAAUGAAGAUCUUGAAACAAAGUAUAAAAAAAAGCUCGAAGAGCACAAUCACCUACUGGGCUGCGUGCAUGCUCUAACUGAGAUAACCAAUACACACAUUAACUACAAGGAGCUGCCCUCGCGUCUGAGAGGAGUUUCUGUCGUGCCGGAGCAGUCAGUGUGGCUGCCAUUUGAUUUUGCAGCUGAGAAUGAUAAGCCACUGAGUGAAUUGCAAGAACGACUACAAAGUCGUAAUGUUCAUAGUACAAAGUGGCUAGAAUUACUUUUAGGAGCAUCAACCAUUGACAGGGGAAACGCAAUUCACACGCAAUCUGUUAUUGAGAUUGAUCUUACCUCGCCGACGGCACAAAAGUAAUAUCAAUUAUUAUAUUUAUUAAUAACAU
Messenger RNA from Drosophila busckii, 782 nucleotides. Its product is annotated as kinetochore protein Spc25. The transcript is spliced from 3 exons. Lineage: Eukaryota; Metazoa; Arthropoda; Insecta; Diptera; Drosophilidae. The record is from RefSeq and is a predicted model, not a curated record. Bases 137 to 754 code for a protein of 205 amino acids.